Anastrepha ludens (Mexican fruit fly) is the source of this 4140-nucleotide messenger RNA. RefSeq names its product PI-PLC X domain-containing protein 2. The transcript is spliced from 3 exons. Lineage: Eukaryota; Metazoa; Arthropoda; Insecta; Diptera; Tephritidae. Gene Ontology annotation, biological process: lipid metabolic process. The coding region runs from base 179 to 1123 and encodes 314 amino acids. The record is from RefSeq and is a predicted model, not a curated record. Gene Ontology annotation, molecular function: phosphoric diester hydrolase activity.
ACUUGUUUGCGUUAUUUACAGUUUUAUUCGCCUAUCUUUGUAAUUCAGUUGAAAUUGGUGGGUUAUCUAUGAUUGGUGGGCCGAUUGCUAAAGUUAUGCUCCUAUGUAGAUUUUUUAUGUUCGGAUUUAAUAUAAACGACAUAAAUCAUUCUGCACUAACAAAAUAAUAAGUACAAAAAUGGAUAAGGCGCAGUGGAUGACAUCACUUCCAAGCCAGUUGAGAAAUAUGGCCAUUAUCAACCUUGCGAUACCCGGUUCUCAUAAUACAAUGUCUUAUGGAAUAAAGUCUGGAGCAAAGCCUUCACCUGACGCCGAAAAGUCCACAAUAUGGCUGAAUUUCUGUUUUCCGUGGUUUGUGCGACGUUGGGCAAAAACACAAUCUUCCUGUAUUUCAGAACAAUUACUAUUGGGAGUUCGAUAUUUCGAUUUGCGUGUAUGCCAAAAAAAUGAGAAAUUCUUUUUCGCACACGGACUCUUUGCUAUGGAGGUGUUUGAUCCUCUGGAAGAUCUCAAACAGUAUUUGCUUUCACAUAAAGGGGAGGUUUGCAUAUUAGACUUCCAACAUUUUUACGAUAUGAAUGUGAAACAUCAUGUAAAACUACACGACCGCUUGCUAGAAUUGUUUGGCUCUCUUUUGUACUCAAAAUCUGAUGGAAUCUUGACCGAUUUUACGCUGAAUAGAUGUAGCACAUUGGGUCGACAAGUAUUUUUGAUUUAUCGUCGUUGCCCUGUGCUACUUCCAAAUGAAUUUUGGCCAAGUAAUUGUUGGCCGACUCCAUGGCCAAAUGUAACUUCCGUAAAAAAACUUGAAACAUAUCUUCAAAAUUCACUACUUUCCCGAAAGCCAACGCAAGGUUUCAUAUCUCAAUGCAUUUUGACGCCUUCCGGAAAGUACAUAGCUUUAAGAUGUUUUUCCUCGUUGCAUAGAACUGCAAAAAAAGUAGACAAAAAAAUACAACCGUGGAUUGAAGAACAAAUGCCUGGACCCUUUCAAGAAAAUGAACCUCCUAAGACCAAUGUCUUUAUUACCGAUUUUGUGAAUUUAAAUGACGGCCAAUUUUGUAACUCGGUUGUAGAAUUGAAUUUUAAAAUUGAAAAUCGUUUACAAAUUGGCGACGCCUGACCAAUAGGUAUACAAUUUGAUUGGCGCAAAACGGUGUUUUAAAACGUGCCUAAAUACAAUAUAAGAAAUUCAUUACAAUAGGGAUCUGAAAUUUAAAUUUCACAAAUAUUUUAAAGAUGCUAUUUUCAAGUUCUCGUAAUUUCAGCUCAGUGUUUAGUUUUCUUUUAAUUUUUGAGUUAGCUUCCUUUCCACUUCUUUCGCUGCGUUGGUAUCCAUACAAUGUUUUCAUUGACACCAAUAUAUUCACUAUUUUUGGCGGCUAUCAAAUUACAAUGCUUUUAGUAUUAACUUUCUUUUUUAGUGCCAAUCCUCCACACCUACCAUUCGAUCAAAUGUUACUAUGCUUUUUCUAAGGCAUAGAGUUCCGCUGUCAUGGAUGAUAAUUUUUUUGUUUGUAUAGAAUGUUUUUGUGGUGUUCACCCUUCCAUUAUUAAAUUGGGUUUUUGGAAAAUUAUCUUUUACUGAACGAUCGGUUUAUAAGAUUUCAAUGUUUUCUUCUUGAGUUGAUGCUUUUUCUGAAAUUGUUGGUUUACGAUGAAUUCGUUAUUUAACUAGUUUUAGCUGUUUUUUUUUUAAUACAUAGAUAACUGUCGACUACAUGUCUUUGUUAAAAGUGUUUGUCUUUUUAUGAUGACCUUAUAUUCUUGAAAGGCUUUUGUAUAGCUGGUUGAAAAUUGCAGUUGCUGUCGAAUUAGUCAUUUUUUGGCAAAUAUAUGAAAGGAUCACGAAUACUUGUAGUAGUUCUUUAGCUGCCAUAAGUUCUAAUCUCUAUUAAAAGGGUAGUUUUACUGAGUUUAUUAUGUGGUUGAGGGUUGUGUUUAUUAUUACCAUGCUUUAUCUCAUGCAUUGAUUAUUAAAACUUUUAUUUUUCUAAGGCGUUUUCGCGAAUGUCUUACUCCAAAGGUGCAACUGCAUAUUUUAUUGGUUUUGUUUAUUAUUUAAUUUAUUUAUGAAUAGCCGCAGAUAUCUAAUAGAAUUUAAUUUUAAACGCGUGUUAUAUAUACGAAUAGAUAUUUGUAAUUAUUAUUUUUUUCCAUUGUUGACCUGCAAUUAUAUAUUGAUUGCAAUUAAAAAAAUUCUCUAGUUUAUGUUCUAGUCGUGUUCUUGCCCUAUUAAACUUACUAUUCGUUAGUUAUUUGAUCAGUUAGUAAUAGUUAUCAGAAAGAAAUCGUGAGCCAAUUGGAAUAGAAAAGUAUGGUUGUAAGAUAAUUGGUAAAUUUUUGUUGUGUAUUUGUUAACUAAAAGUGGGCUAAAUCUGUUUCUUUGUAACAACCCUCCGUUGAUUUCGAUGCUUUCCUUGCCGCGGUAUAAUUUUCUUCUCUUCUGUAUUUGGACUAAAACUUCUGUUGUGUUUGUUUCCUUUAUGUUGACACUGUCGUACGCCUUGUUUGCUCAUAUUUUGAAAUGCAGGAUCGAAAUUUUAUAUCGGUACCUUACGCUUUAGUUUUAAAAACUUAAAAAGCACAUUAGUGCCUCUAAUUAUAUCUUGAUUCACCGAAAACAAAACAUAAGACUUAAAAUAAAACUCAAGAGCAAAUUAAGCAAAACGUAUGCCAAUCGACCUAAUAAUAAUAGGAAGCUUUGUUUUCGCUAUAGGCUGAGUAAAAACGAAUAAAGCCAUAAGUUCGACGCCUGAUAACUUCUUUCGAAAAAAGUUUACAUCGUCAUUCGGCAAUACAAGCAGUUUUGAUAGUUAAUAGUGUUUUAAAUCAACUAUCCACAGGGACGAUGAAUCAACUAUAUUGCACACAGCUAGCUAUUCAAUCUGUUCAGAUACUGUAGAAGUGGUCAAAUUUGGUCAACACUUCGGUUGGGAAACAUAUUACUCGUUACAGAUAUCAGUUUGCCUCUUUUGCUGUCUGCCCACGAACACUGAUGCUCAAAAAAGGUUCUCUCUUAAUCCUAUUUCAAGCUUUGGUGUAACAGGCAUAAUUAAAGUAAUUCGGAAUCUCGUGGAGAUGUUGGUAUUUCCAAAAAGGAUGAGGUUAAGUUCUUGGUCCAAUAUUAUUCCUAGUUCACAUAAACUAAAUUGUUUCACUUCCAUUGAAAGGCAAAGCAACUGCUUUCGCAGAUGAUCUAUCCGCUGCGUAUGGUACUGCGAUUACUUCGAAUUAAUAUGUAAAAUUAACACUAAUACAAAUUUGCCGAGAACUUGGUUUGCUUCAGAAAAAUUGCUUGUUAGCAGUAAAACUAAGUUUAUUUAGUAUUUUAGUAUGUUGUUAUAUACUAUUUCAUUGUUCAGAAUUUGAAAAUUGGCAAUCGUUUGACUUGAUCUAAACAUACUGUAUUUAUACUCUAAAACAAUACUUUCUUUUCACCAUUAUUUACGCCUUUCUAUCGCCUCAACAAGUUUUGUUCUAUGCCUACACUUAACAUGGUUUAUUCGGCUUAAUGCUAGUAUAUAUUUGGUGGUUAAUAAAUUCUCACACUUCGUAACUAUUCAAAAAAACGCACAAUUAAACGAAUCUGUAACACAGAUAACGCAUCUUUUUUAGAAAACUCGACAUUCUUCCUAGCAGGCAUUUAUAUUGUUCUAAAGUUCUAAACAUCUUUUUUUUUAUUAAAUCUGGCUACCUGGAGAGCUUUCCAUUAGAAAUUAACAACUUGCGCACAAAUUUACUUCCAUCUGUAUGCCAUUAAAAAUCUUAGUUCAUUCCAUAAAAAUGUUAAAAUGUAUGUAAUUAAUUUAAACCACUAUGAAUUAGAAGUCUUGCUAGCAUUCAACAAAAUCUUGUGAAAAUAGUACUUUUCUUCUUUAUUUAUUCGAGCCUCUCGUUUUUGGUUUGAUUUUGAUCUGUUUUUUUUUAUUUUAUCCCUAAAUCAAUAUCUUCUAUUAUUAUUACAUAUAUGUUUUAUUAUACCAUUGUUAUUCACCCCAGAACAUGUACAUAUACUAAUAUUCUUUGUAAUGUCAUUUAGUACUAUUUUAAUAUUUAAAAAUAGAAAAAAAUUCCAUAUACUUUUCUUAUGCAACGUAUGUAUUGAACACAAACAUGAAUUUGGUGAUAAAUUACAAG